AUGCAGCUACAGCAGCAGCCUGGCUGCGUUUGGUUCUAUUCCCCGCACUUCUCGUCAGAGUAUGCCCCGCAGCUGCAAAGGUACUGCGAGGAUCUCCGAACUGCCUCGCAGGAGAUCCAAGGAUUCCUCGAUGUGGCAGAGUCGGAGAACAGUCAACUCCAGCAGGAAAUCUCUGAGAUGCAAGAGGUGAUGGAAGCACAUCACCUACAGAAGGCUUUGAAAGCCAUUUCCGAGAAAAGAGGUUCUUUGCAGCUCACGGUCUUCGCUGAAGGUGACAGCCUGGCUCAUGAACUCCAGCAGGAAGAGCCCCAGUCAGAUUAUGUCAAGGAAGCCGAUGCCCCGGUGCAGAAUACGAGAAGCGUCAGCAUUGCGGAGGAGCAGACAUCACAACAGCGACAAUCAUCUCGAUGA
Molecule: messenger RNA, 411 nt
Organism: Symbiodinium pilosum
Lineage: Eukaryota; Dinophyceae; Suessiales; Symbiodiniaceae
Source: the annotation of a GenBank genome assembly